Messenger RNA from Peromyscus maniculatus bairdii (prairie deer mouse), 7164 nucleotides. It is a transcript of the gene Pabpc5, whose product is annotated as poly(A) binding protein cytoplasmic 5. NCBI's taxonomy places the organism in Eukaryota, Metazoa, Chordata, Mammalia, Rodentia, Cricetidae. Gene Ontology annotation, molecular function: RNA binding. The record is from RefSeq and is a predicted model, not a curated record.
CUCUUCUCUUUUCUCUCUUGUAAGCGGGAAGUUACUUAGCAAGGUUCCGGGUUUCCUAGCACACCGCCUGCCCUCCCUAGCAGAGCUACAAGAUCUUAGUCCCUUAGUUCCUUGGUUGCUCUGUCUGGCAGGAAGCAACCCUUGUCUAUAGGUCCACACUGGGUCUGCCCUUGGCGCAUCUGCCCUCUGCUGACUCCGCCCAGCAUCUGUCUAGACCCGCCUCGCGUCAGAGCAGACCUACAGCACGGCUGCCAGUCAGUCCCUCCGGACCUGCGGAGAGCUUCACUCAGACUGCAGAAAUCACCGCGCCUCACUCGCCUCAGCCUCAACAGUCUGCUUUUAGCUUCCCUUCGCCUGCCUUGGCUUGUUUCUGUUCAAGAACAGCUGUUUGGCCCCUAGAUUAGAGAAAGGCCUCGCCUCGCCUCAUUCCCCUCCCCAAGAGAUCCUCUUCUAAGCGCUCAGAGAUGGGGAGUGGGGAACCUAAUACUGCUGGCAAGAAAAAGAAGUACCUCAAGGCUGCCCUGUAUGUGGGUGACUUGGGCCCUGACGUCACAGAAGACAUGCUCUAUAAGAAGUUCAGACCCGCCGGCCCUCUACGCUUCACUAGAAUCUGCCGUGACCCGGUGACCCGCACCCCCCUGGGUUAUGGUUAUGUUAACUUCCGCUUUCCUGCAGAUGCCGAGUGGGCCUUGAACACAAUGAAUUUUGACUUAAUUAAUGGUAAACCAUUUCGCCUCAUGUGGUCACAGCCAGAUGACCGCUUAAGAAAGUCUGGAGUUGGAAAUAUAUUCAUCAAAAAUUUGGAUAAAUCCGUGGACAAUAGGGCCCUGUUUUAUUUAUUUUCUGCUUUUGGGAACAUUCUUUCCUGUAAAGUCGUAUGUGAUGACAAUGGCUCUAAGGGUUAUGCCUAUGUCCAUUUCGAUAGCCUUGCUGCUGCCAAUAGGGCUAUCUGGCACAUGAAUGGAGUCCGACUCAACAACCGCCAGGUGUAUGUGGGCCGAUUCAAAUUUCCUGAAGAGAGAGCAGCUGAAGUCAGAACCAGGGAUAGAGCAACAUUUACUAAUGUUUUCGUGAAAAACUUGGGAGAUGACAUGGAUGACGAAAAACUAAAGAAACUUUUCAGUGAAUGUGGGCCAACUGAGAGUGUUAAAGUAAUACGAGAUGUCAGUGGGAAAUCUAAAGGCUUUGGAUUUGUAAGAUAUGAGACACAUGAAGCUGCCCAAAAAGCUGUGCUAAACCUGCAUGGCAAGUCAAUAGACGGGAAACUCCUCUAUGUAGGGAGAGCACAGAAGAAAAUUGAACGCUUUGCUGAGUUAAGGCGGAGAUUUGAAAGGCUGAAAUUAAAAGAAAAAAGUAGGCCUCCAGGAGUGCCUGUCUAUAUUAAGAACCUGGAUGAGACCAUCGAUGAUGAAAAAUUGAAGGAAGAAUUUUCUUCAUUUGGAUCAAUUAGUCGAGCCAAAGUGAUGAUGGAAGUGGGACAAGGCAAAGGGUUUGGUGUCGUCUGCUUCUCUUCUUUUGAAGAGGCUACCAAAGCAGUGGAUGAGAUGAAUGGUCGGGUAGUAGGCUCUAAGCCACUGAAUGUCACACUGGGCCACGCCAGGCGCAGGUGGUGAGCCCUAGCUGUUGGGCUCCUUUGUAAUAUGGGGUGAUUUUCUGCAAAUUCACAGGUUUUUGUUGGUUUUUUGUUUGGUUUGGUUUUGUGUAUAUGUGUGAAACCUUAUUUUGGAAAGGGUACAUGGAAAAUCUCUUUCAUUUUAGUGAAGAGCAUAAUUUUUAAAUGUAAAAUUGUCAUUUUAUAUGUUUUUUACAUAAUCGCUAUCCUUAGGAUAGCUUAUUCUUCUUCAUUUUUUCUAAAUUGCCUAAAUGAGCCAAUUCAUUAUAUUUCUGUAUUUAUUACCAUAAUAUUAAUUUAAUUUCUUCCAUGAUCAUAUUCUUAGCAUUGUUCUUCUUUCUGAUUUUGGCACAAUGAAAAGUUGCCACUUGCUUUUUUGAAAAAUCAUCAAAGAAUGGGGAAAUGCAUAUGAGACACUUAAAAUUGCUACAUAAUUUCACUUAAAAUUAUUACUUAAAAGGAAUAUUCUUUAAAAUAUAUGCAAUUUAUUUCCUUUAUUUAAUUGUAUUAGUUUUCCUAUACAAAUAUAUUGGAGCAUACUACACAUUUGUUAGUAGCUUUGACUAAGUAUUGGAAGUGGUUUUUAUUAAUGUCAUGCUCUUGUUUUGCAAUUGGUGCUUUUAGAAACUGUUGCAUUGAUAAAUGGCUAUUCAAAAUCUGAUGAUGUCUUAAAAAUCUUUUCCAAGAGAUUUAAUAUUUGAAAAUAUUCUAAGAACUAUCCUUAAUAGUUGUUUUCCUAAAUGCAUAUAAUGCAUACCUACAGGUAGACUAUGUUAAAUUAGCAAGAAAAUUUAAUAAUGCCCUAUCUCAUUUUUACCUUUAGACAUUUUAUAAGAUACUGCUGAAAAACUAAGGAUCUGUUGUUUCUUGUAAACAUUGAAUAUGUCCAUGUGCAAACACUGACAGUUGUUUCAUUAAGAAACAGGUUUUCCCUUGAUUACAUCAUACUUCUUCAUCCAUUAUAUGAGAAUUAUUAACUCCAAAUAAUUCUCCCUUGCUGAUUCAUAACAUUUAAAAUAAAACCUGCUGUUUCCAAACAUUGAGGGAAAUAAAUUGUUCUUCAAGAACCAUGCAAUUUCUAAACUACAGAUUUUCCACUUUUCUUUGAAGUAGCCUCUUUUCAUUACUUUCAGCUUUCAAUCCAUGUAACAUUUAUCAUCAGAAUAGACAUCUUUAAAAAUUAGAAAAAAUAAUCAAAUUGUGUGAAACUUGAAUAACUUUCUUAGACUAUAUAAUUCAUUCAUUCGACAGAUCCAGUUAAAGAACAUUUGAUGUUUCUUCUCAGUUGACUUUUUAUUGUUUACAUACAUAAUCAUAAUUGUGAAACAUGUAAACAUUAUAGAAGGAGCCCAUUCUCAUUUAGUACAUACUUUUAUAUUUUUUCUUAGGUGUGCACACAUUUUUACAAAAAUAAAAUAUGUACUGUUUUAUAUUUUUGUUUUACAUUGAACUGUAGUCAACUUUUCAUACCAAUAAAUAUUGAUAUUUAUAUCAUGAUUUUAGGGACUUCAUAAUUUUCCUUAAUAUAGAUAUUGAAUAAGAUUUUUGAAUCAAUAUUUUUUAAAAUUUGUAAACUACACUGUGCUUAACAUCUCUUCCUGGAAACAUUGUACAUUAUGAGUUUGACAAAACUUCUAUAAUAUGUAUAAAUUAAAAUCUUCCAGAGAAUUAAAACACAAAAUAGUUAGAUAUAUUGCCAAAAUUUUGAACAUUUUCAACAUGUAUUAUGCAUAUAAAUUUAUAGGGAAAAAUCAGAAGACAAUAUUUUCAUAUUUGAUAUACCUACUUUAUAUUAUUGCAACUAUCAAAAUACAGAAAAUUUUAAAUAGAUACAAUGGCAAUUGUAUAUCAUAUGCUGUAUUCAUUUCAAACACUAUCUUUUCUUGAAGAUUUAUUUAUUUUUAUUUUAUAUCAUUGGUGUUUUACCUAUAUGUAUGUCUAUUUUAAGUUCCAAGAUCCCCUGGAAAUGAAGUUACAGAUAGUUGUGAGGUGUCAUUUGAGUCCUGUCAGUUGAACCCUGCUCAUCUGGAAGAGAAGCCAGGAUUACUCGCUGAGCCAUAACUCCAGCCCCAAAUAUCAUUUUAAAAUCAUAGUUAUAAGCACAAAACAUCACUUUUAGCCUGAUUCUUUAAAAAGUUUAGAUCUAAUACAAAUCUAGGAAGAGUUUUAGAAAGCAAAAAUUAUCAAAUUUAAUACACGAUUUUGGAAUGUAAUAUUUAAAUUGUGACUAUAAUCUAAAGAUUAACCUUUAUAAAUUGCAGGCAAAAUUGAGGAUUUCUAGGAAGAGGUAAAAUAGAUAUACUGAGGAUCUAGGUAACCAUUUGAAAAAAUUGAAAUUUCAAUAUCUGAAAACCAUGAGGAAAAUAUAUAUUAAAGGUAAUGUCUAUUUGAAUAGAAACAUCUGAGUAGUUUUUCAAUCUUGUGCUUAAGUUUUAGCUACAUAUAAUAGACUUCCAAAAAGAAACAAUGUUGCCAAAUGUUUUAAAAGCUUAUUGCCCAGCAUUUGGUUAAAAAUUGACUGUUCAAUACAAGUUUUGUUUUGCUUAAGUUUUCAAUAUUAUCACUUGGACAAAUUUUAAUAUGCCCAGGGAGAAGAAAAUUAAGAAUAUUACUUUGUGAUUACAUAAUCAUCAUAAAAGUUUGGGGGGGGUAAUCUUUUGUACACGUGAUUUUACACAAACCUUUGUUAAUUUAUUACCAAUGGCCAAGGAAAAAGAAAAAUGUUAUACAUGUAAGUGAAAUUUUUAGCUUGGGCAGAUGGAAGCAAUAAUAAUUAUUUCUUUAAUUAAGAGGUUGGAAAUGGAUUAAAUAUCAUCUUCCUUGUAAAUAACCUAAUCUAAGAGAGCAGUUAGAAAUGUGUCAGUAAAUGACUGAAGAGAGAUAAAAGAAGUGUGUUUAACACUUAAAAUACACUAUUCCACAAACCACUAAUGAUUGCAUUAAUAACAUAAGAGAUACCUUUCCAUCUGGUUACUUUUCAGUUCUCCUCUUGAUAUUUAAUGAGCUAAAUGAGAUUUUAGGAAGUAUAUAGAAAUGUAAUUGAGAACUGAAAAAAAUAUUUAUAUUGUUUUAUGUCUUUGCUGUUGAAAUGUCUUCCUUUUAAUGUUAAGGUUUUAUCAAUGAUCUCUAUUAUUUUACAAUACUAUAUAUCCAUGAUUAUUCACCAUUUGAUUGAUAAGUAUAUCAUGAAUGCAAAGCCUGUAAUGAUAGCUAAAACUUAUAAAAUUAUUUGUAGAACAGUACUUUUUAUACGUUAAUGACAUGUUGUAUAAAGACCAAUCAGACUCCACAAAGUCUUACUUCUAUGCUGAAAUACAUGACAGUGAUUCCUGAAAAAGUAGUACUUGCUCAUCUGAAAUUAGUUAAUCCUUAUACAGUCACAGUAUUGUUUACUUCUCUUAAAACAUGCCCUAACAAAUGAUUUUUUAUACAAUCAGAAGAAUUAGUGUAUCCCAACAUAGCUUCAGCAGAUCAUCAUCAGUAGGUUAGAAAAACUCUAGCUAUAAAAGUAAAUGAAAAAAUAUAAAGACUUGAUGCAAUCCAUAUACUAAAGCUUAUAAUUCUUGCUUUUUAAAGACUCAUUUAUUUUAAUUUUUGUGUGUGAACGUUUUGUCAGCAUGUGUGUAUGUGUACCACAUGUGUGCCUAGUGGUUAUAAGGGUCAGAAAAAAAAAAACAUUAGAUCCUUUGGGACUGGAAUUACAGAUGGUUAUGAACCACCAUGUGGGUACUGGGAACUAAACCCAUGUCAUCCACAAGAUCAGUAAGUGGUCUUAUGCACUUAGCCAUCUCUCCAGCCUCCAGUCAACUUUCUGGGUUUUUCUUUUCUUUAAGUUAGUGUCUCAUAGUUCUGACAGACCUGGAACUCUUUAUGAAGACCAGGGUGGCCUUGAACUCAUAGAGAUGCACCUACCUCUGUCUCCAGAGUGUUAGGAUGAAAGCUGUACACCACCAUGCCUAGAUUUGUGAUUUAGCUCAGUGGUAGAGCGCUUGCUUAGCAAACGCAAGGCCCUGGGUUCAGUCCUCAGCCCUGAAAAAAAAAAAAAAAAACAUACUUUACCUCUAAUUCUUAUAAUGUAUAAACAUAACUGCAAGUACUUUGAUCCUCAAAACUCACGGUCAAUUUUUUAAAAUAUGUCUUAUUUGACAGGGAAAAUGUCUUUUCAUUAAAUUUAAAAUACAAAAUUUGAAGCUUUUUUAAAAAAAAUGUUCUUAGUUCUUUAGGGAAUCGUUAGUAAAAAAGAGUGAAAGCUGAUAUUAAUAUGGCAUGAUUUUCUCAGUCAUCACACUAAUUUUUUUAUUUAGAACUAAUCAUUAAACAAAAUAUAGCAUAUAAUAAAAAAUGCACCUCUAGGGAUUAACUUUAUGUUUCCAAAGGGGCAUAUUUUGCUUUUCAAAAAAAAAGGACUUACUUAUCAAUAUCUGAUACUAUUUAAAAAAUAAAUAUAAGCUAAUAUAUAUAGAAUGUCAUGAGAUUUUUUUAGAGUCACUUACCAUUGACAACUUUGCACAUUCUAAAUUCUUGAAUAAAAGACAGAGGAAUUUACAUACUUUUCUUUUUUCUGUUUCAGAAAACCCCAAGUAUUUAAAGUAAUAGACAUAUUAUACAAUAUAUUAUAUUUUAAUAUUAUUUAAAAGAGAAAAUACUUUUAUUGCAGUCAUAAGACUAAAGUCAUGUUAAAAAAUUGUUGUUUACAUAUUCGAAGCAAGUCAAUUAAUUUGUUUCCAGACAAGAAAAAUCAAGAAUGCAUUUCUUUAUUCUGCAUAGGGAAAAAAAGAGAAAUUUCUUAAUUGACACAAAUUAAAGGAUACAAAUAGUCAUUUGAAUAUUAUAAAUAUAAAUGGAUAUUGAAAGGACAAUAAAAAUUCUUCCUAUUUUGAUGUCUAAGAUUAAACAUCAAGAAGAGUUUCCAUUCAAUUUCUAUAGUUAUUCUUGAUGUAACUACUAACAGUGAUCAUAAACCUCAGAAGUACUUCUUUUAUAAGUGAACUUUCUUUAAAAAAUGACUGGUGCUAAUCUACUCCUCACUACUCUUUUACCUCCAUUUACCUAACCUCAGUCCACCCUGCAAAUUUUUGAGGUUGUGUAGAAUUUUUCUGGUUUAUGUAGUUUUUCUAAACAUGACCUCAAUUUUUAAUUUGUAGCAUGUAUGUGAUACUGUGCAACUUUGCUGAGAUGAUUUUUAAGAUUUGCAUGUUAAGAAAUAGUAGAUGUUGGGAAACUUGUCUACUGUUCAUAUGUGAAUGAAUGUAUUUAACUAAAGAUGUACUUUUAAAAGAAUGUACAUUCAAAAAUAAUACCAAUUAAAGAAAUAGCAAAUCUAUGGGAUCUGCCUGGUAUUGUGGUUUCAUAAUGCAUGCAUGGGAUAGAAUAUCUGAAUACAAAGAAUAUAUUACAUGUGCAUAUAAUGUGUGAAUAUUUCAAGGCAUGAAAGCAUAUACAAGAGGUGCUGAUAAGGAAGUGUUCAAGUUUUGUGAUGUAGCAACUAGGCAAUGAAUUUGCCUACCUACAUGCAGGCUUUAUUUGUUUUAUAAUGACAUAGCAUAUUAAUG